CAAGAUGGCGUCUGACGGAGAAGGCCUAAACGCGGGCAUUAUAUUUCUGUGUUCUUACAUAUAUGUUGUCUAAUAGAGUACACACGGUUAAUAAUUGUUUGUAGCAGGAUACAUUAGUCUGAGCGCACUUUGACACUUCUCCUGUUUGCUAGCUUCAUUUAAGGUAGCUUGCAGCUAGUUUAGCUGGCUAGUUAGCUUAGCUUGUUAGCUGCUAACAAAGAGACGCGGAAGUUAUUUAAACAUCGCUAAGUAGGGAACUAAUGUGAGUGUAAAGUGUUGUGAUUGUGUGAAAAUGUGCGAAAGAACGAUAGCAAAGUACGAGGAGGAACUUUGUCCAACAAAAGAGGAGAAGGAGCGACAUCAACUACUGGAUGUUUAUUAUAAGAAACAUCAUCAAGUUGUGUUACACAGACCAGACGUCUGUGAAGAACAUCUUCUCCCUGAGCAAAAGGAGCGGAGUUUCAGGAUGCAGCUGGAUGAGCCACAACACCCUUGCUUUAAAGAGGAAGAGGAGGUGCCAGGAACCCCACGCUUUAAAAAUAAAGUGGAGAAUCCACUGAACCCCAGCAUUGAUCGGAAUAAGGAGGAACCACUGACCACCCACUUUAAAAAGGAAGAGGAGGCGCCACAGCCCCUGUACCCUAAAGAGGAAGAGGUGGAACACUGCAUCAGUCAGGAGGGAGAGCAUAUUGAAGGACCGGUGGAGUUCCCAGUGACUGGUGUCCCUGUGAAGAGUGAAGAUGGUGAGGUCAAAGGUGAAAGUGAGGAGAAGAGAGAGGCGGAGCCUCCAAGCAGCAGCUCAACACAACACAUGACAACAGAAGCUGAUGGAGACCACUGUGGAGGAUCACAAGCAGACCAGCUCGUAGCUCCACUAUCAGAUAGUGAGGACACAACGUCACACUCUUCUGACACUGAUGAUGAACACUCUAAAGAUGAUAAGACAUGUCACACUGACAACACUCGCUUUAAAUGUUCUCACUGCGACAAAACAUUCAAUUACCGUCGUAAUCUGAAAACACACACGAGAAGACACACUGGAGAAAAACCCUUCACCUGCUCAGUAUGUGGUAAAAGUUUUGGACUAAGUCAAAAUUUGAAAGUACACAUGAGAACACACACUGGAGAAAAACCUUAUGUCUGUUCAAUCUGCGGUAAAGGUUUUGGAACGAGCCACAAUUUGAAAUUACAUAUGCGAAUACACACUGGAGAAAAACCUUUUAUCUGUUCAAUAUGUGGUAAAGGUUUUACACACAGUCAGAGUUUGAAAAGACACGCAAUAUUACACACCGGAGAAAAAAACCCUUUUACAUGUUUAAUCUGUGGUAAAGGUUUUGUUCUAAGUCACAAUUUGAAGGUACACAUGAGAACACACACCGGGGAAAAACCUUUUACCUGCUCAAUCUGUGGUAAAGGUUUUGCACAAAGUUCAUGUAUGGAAAAACACAGAAGAAUACACACUGGAGAAAAAUCUUUUAUAUGUUCAAUCUGUAGUAAAGGUUUUGUACAAAGUAACAAUUUGAAAGUACACAUGAGAACACACACUGGUGAAAAACCUUUUUCCUGUUCAACCUGUGGUAAAGGUUUUACAGAAAAUCAGUGUUUGAAAAGACACAAGAGAACACACACUGGUGAAAAAUCACAUUGCUGUUCAAUCUGCAACAGAAGCUUUUGUGACCGACCAAACCUUGUAGCACACAUGAGAACACACACGGGAGAGAAAGUGUUGAGUUGCAGUGUGUGUGGUGAAAGAUUCUCUUAUAAGUACCAGUGUAAGAAACACAAGUGUGCUGGUGAGAACAGCAGCAGCAAAUGAACCUGCAGGUUUUGUAAUAAACUGUCAAGACUUUAAUUUUGACUUUCUAACAACUUUAGCACAUAUAACAUGUGUGAUGUUGUUGUUGUUUGUGUAUCCUUUUCAACUUAUAUUCAAUUGAAUAGACUGCAAAUACAAGAUAUUUCAUGUUCACACUGAGAAACUGUUAUUUUUUUUGCAAAUAUUAGCCCAUUUGGAAUUUGAUGCCUGCAACAUGUUUAAAAAAAGACUGAGAAAGUUGAGGAAUGCUCAUCAAACACUUAUUUGGAACAUCCCACAGGUGAACAGGCUCAUUGGGAACAGGUGGGUGCCAUGAUUGGGUAUAAAAGCAGCUUCCAUGAAAUGCUCAGUAAUUCACAAACAAGGAUGGGGCGAGGGUCACCACGUUGUCAACAAAUGCGUGAGCAAAUUGUCGAACACUUUAAGAACAACAUUUCUCAAGGAGCUAAUGCAAAGAAUUUAGGGAUUUCACCAUCUACGGUCCGUAAUAUCAAAGGGUUCAGAGAAUCUGGAGAAAUCAUUGAAUGCCCAUGACCAGGCGGUACUGCAUAAAAAAGCGACAUCAGUGUUUAAAGGAUAUCACCACAUGGGCUCAGGAACACUUCAGAAAACCACUGUCAGUAACUACAGUCGGUCGCUACAUCUGUAAGUGCAAGUUAAAACUCUACUAUGCAAAGCCAAAGCCGAUUAUCAACAACACCCAGAAACGCCGCCGGUUUCGCGGGGCCCAAGCUCAUUUAAGAUGGACUGAUGCAAAGAGGAAAAGUGUUCUGUGGUCUGGCGAGUCCACAUUUUAAAUUGUUUUUGGAAACUGUGGACGUCGUGUCCUACUGACCAAAGAGGAAAAGAACCGUCCGGAUUGUUAUAUAGCAUGUGUGAUGGUAUGGGGGUGUAUUAGUGCCCAAGGCAUGGGUAACUUACACAUCUGUGAAGGCACCAUUAAUGCUGAAAGGUACAUACAGCUUUUAGAGCAACAUAUGUUGCCAUCCAAGCAACGUUAUCAUGGACGCCCCUGCUUAUUUCAGCAAGACAAUGCCAAGCCACGUGUUACAACAGCAUGGCUUCAUAGUGAAUAAAGUGCGGGUACUAGACUGGCCUGCCUGUAGUCCAGACCUGUCUCCCGUUGAAAAUGUGUGGUGCAUUAUGAAGCCUAAAAUAUGAGAAGGGAGACUGUUGAACAUCUUAAGCUGUACAUCAAGCAAGAAUGGGAAAUAAUUCCACUUCAAAAAUGUGUCUCCUCAGUUCCCAAAUAUUUACUGAGUGUUGUUACAAGGAAAGGCCAUGUAACACAGUGGUGAACAUGCCACUGUUACAACUUUUUUGUAAUGUGUUGCUGCCAUUAAAUUCUAAGAUCAUGAUUAUUUGCCAAAAAAAAUGAAGUUUCUCAGUGUAAACAAUAAAUAUCUUGUCUUUGCAGUCUAUUCAAUUGAAUAUAAGUAGAAAAUGAUUUGCAAAACAUUGUAUUCUGUUUUUAUUUACCAUUUACACAACCUGCCAACUUCACUGCUUUUACGAUAAUACAAUUUUAUACUUAUUCAUAAUAGUGUUUUUUAUAGGUGUUAGAAAUAUUGAAGUGUUACAUAUUAUUUCUAAUUGUUAAUGAUCCCAUAGAUUAGCACCUUUAUAUGAUAUACAUAUGUACUGGUUCACAUCUGAAACAUCUUCUGGACCACUUCAGGAAGAAUAUUAUUAUUUACUUUAUACAUCAUUUGAACAGUUGUCUUUUAUGCCAUUUUAAAAUGUGUGACUUUAUGAAUCAUUUGUUGGGUCUCUAUAAUCCAUUUUAUUAAUUAUCUUUAUUACUCUCUUUUGUAAUAUGAUGAUAUGUGAUUGUUUUAUAUGUAUGUACUCAGACAUUUAUGCAAUAUAAAAGUGAGAGAAAAUGGCUGAAUUAUUUGUGGAAGGAUGGCUUUGUUUUAAAAAAAAAACAUUUGUGGAUUAAUAAAAACAAACUAUUAUUGUGUUUUAAACAUUUUUUACGUUUUUUUUAUUUUUUAACAUCCCCAAAACAAUAUCAAUAUCAAUCAGGCAAAAGCCAAUA
Messenger RNA from Entelurus aequoreus (snake pipefish), 3857 nucleotides. RefSeq names its product gastrula zinc finger protein XlCGF57.1-like. Gene Ontology annotation, molecular function: RNA polymerase II cis-regulatory region sequence-specific DNA binding; DNA-binding transcription factor activity, RNA polymerase II-specific. Gene Ontology annotation, biological process: regulation of transcription by RNA polymerase II. The transcript has 2 exons. The record is from RefSeq and is a predicted model, not a curated record. Gene Ontology annotation, cellular component: nucleus. Bases 293 to 1816 code for a protein of 507 amino acids. Lineage: Eukaryota; Metazoa; Chordata; Actinopteri; Syngnathiformes; Syngnathidae.